UCGGCGGAGCGGAGCGAGGAGGGGGCGGCCCGGGACCCCCGCCAUGGCCGCCACCGCCGCCAGCGCGGAUGUAUUUUGGAAUUGCAGAGGAUCCUGGUGUUUUGUUGCUGGUGUUGGAUGGGCUGUGCUCACUCCUGCUGUUGGUUGAGAUUGUUGUUUUUGGCUCCUUCGGCUGCCGAGCCUCCAGCUGGAUGCUUAUUCCAUACUGUAGUCACCCCUGGGAAAUUCUAUGGAUCAGCAAGGAAAAAAGCUUCCUCAGCAACGCCAGCAGCUUGGAGGAAAACAAACCAGAGAUGGCAUCCGACGUUUCCUCGCUGGGCGCAGCCGUCGGCUCCGGGAACGCCGGGUCGGGAGCUCAGGCUGGAGCAGCUCAGAGGCCCAGCAAGAGACGGCCUGGGCUCGAUUUUGAUGAUGAUGGAGAGGGGAACAGUAAAUUCCUCAGAUGUGAUGAUGACCCGAUGCCAAACGAUAAAGAGAGAUUUGCCAGGUCUGAUGAUGAGCAGAGUUCAGCGGAUAAGGAGAGACUUGCCAGGGAGAACCACAGCGAGAUCGAGCGCAGGAGGAGGAACAAGAUGACCGCCUACAUCACGGAGCUGUCGGACAUGGUGCCCACGUGCAGCGCCCUGGCCCGCAAGCCGGACAAGCUGACCAUCCUGCGCAUGGCCGUGUCCCACAUGAAGUCCCUGCGUGGGACCGGCAACACCUCCACGGAUGGCACCUACAAACCCUCCUUUCUCACCGACCAGGAACUCAAACACCUGAUCCUGGAGGCAGCUGACGGCUUCCUGUUCAUCGUGUCCUGCGAGACGGGGCGCGUGGUCUACGUGUCGGACUCGGUGACGCCGGUGCUGAACCAGCCGCAGUCCGAGUGGUUCGGCAGCACCUUGUACGAGCAGGUGCACCCCGACGACGUGGGCAAGCUGCGGGAGCAGCUCUCCACCUCCGAGAACGCCCUCACAGAGGGAACCAAGCCCUGGUGCCUUUCUACCAAGGAUGCUGCAGCCCCCCCCGAGAAUGCAUCUAAAGGUCGUAUCCUCGAUUUGAAGACGGGGACUGUGAAGAAGGAAGGGCAGCAGUCCAUGAGGAUGUGCAUGGGCUCCCGGAGAUCUUUCAUCUGCCGAAUGAGGUGUGGCAACAGCUCCGUGGAUCCAGUCGCUGUCAAUCGUCUCAGCUUCAUGAGGAAUCGCUGCAGCACAGCCUCUUUCUCUCUCCCAAGGAAUGGGUUAGGUGCAGCCAAGGAUGGAGAACCUCACUACGUCGUCGUGCACUGCACGGGCUACAUCAAAGCCUGGCCCCCAGCAGGUGUUUCUCUGCCUGACGAUGACCCCGACGCCGGCCAGGGCAGCAAGUUCUGCCUCGUGGCCAUUGGCAGGCUCCAGGUGACCAGCUCCCCCAACUGCACGGACAUGAACAAUGUCUGCCAGCCCACAGAAUUCAUCUCCCGACACAACACCGAAGGAAUUUUCACCUUCAUCGACCACCGGUGCGUGGCCACCGUGGGUUACCAGCCCCAGGAACUUCUGGGGAAAGACAUUGUGGAUUUCUGCCAUCCAGAAGACCAACAGCUUUUACGGGACAGUUUUCAACAGGUGGUGAAGUUAAAAGGCCAGGUCCUGUCAGUCAUGUUCCGCUUCCGAUCCAAAAACCGGGAAUGGCUGUGGAUGAGAACCAGCUCGUUCACCUUCCAGAACCCCUACUCGGAUGAGAUCGAGUACAUCAUCUGCACCAACACCAACGUCAAGAACUCGAGCCAGGAGUCCCGGCCUGCCCUGGCAAACUCCAUGCCAAGGCCUCAGCUGGGGCAGAGCCUUCCCCUGGACAUGGGCACGGCCCCACUGCCCUCAAGGCAGCAGCAGCCACCCCAGGCAGAGCUGGAAGUGGGCCCAGGAAGGGAGAGCUUGGCUGGCUAUGAGCACUCACAGGUGCCCGUCCAGGCCGUGAGCGCUGCCGGCCCCGAGCACAGCAAGCCCCUGGAGAAGGCUGAGAGCCUGUUCAGCCAGGAGCGGGACCCUCGCUUCGGGGAGAUCUUCCCUGGCAUCAGCACAGAUGAGAGCAAAGCCAUCCCUGCCAGCACCAUGCCAGCCAACCCGCCCCUCUUCGCCCAGGGAAACACCUUCACUGCUGCACGGCCCGCUGAGAACUUCAGGAGCAGCAGCAUGGUGCCUGCAGUGAACAUCAUCCAGCAGCAGCCCUCGCCCGCCGGCCGGAUCUUAUCCCAGAUUUCCCGGCACUCCACCCCAGCUCAGGUCAGCGGGACCACCUGGGCUCCAGGGACACGGCCGGUGUUCACACCCCAGCAAGUGGCAUCCCAGACAGUGAAGACUCGGCCACCUUCCUUCAGCAUGGGGACAUUCCAGGGCACGCCGUCCUCCUUCAGCUCCAUGACAGCGCCGGGCUCGACGGCUUCUCCCACCACGGCGCCGUACCCAGCCCUGGCCAGCCGCAGCACAGGCUUCACCGCAGAGGCAGCGCAGACCCCGGCCCCGUUCCAGCCCCGCGCCGCCGACGCCGUGGGAAUGUGGCCACAGUGGCAAGGACAGCACCACGGCCCAGGAUCUGGGGAGCAGCACGUGCAGCAGUCCCAGCCCAGCCAGCCUGAGGUCUUCCCAGACAUGCUGACCAUGUUGGGGGACCAAGGGCCCAACUACAACAACGAAGAAUUCCCAGAGUUGAAUAUAUUCCCUUCUUUUUCCGAAUAAAACGAGCCUUAGGGGAAACAACAUAAAGCCCUCUACAACAUCCACAUGGAAAGGAAAACAGCAGAGUCUUUUUCUCAAGGAACCAUCACUUCCCACCUUCUGGAAGCUGAGCUCCAAGGAGGGAUGGCCGUGGAGGAGGAGGUGGUUUGGACACCUCCUCCAUGUGGGAUUGUUCUGGAAGCUUCAGGACUUGAGUGCCACGAGGCCGAAGGCCCCGUGUUCCCCGAGCCGCUCCCAAGUGGAUUUUCUUUUUUUUUUUGGGGAGGGAUUCCUGUCUGCAUCACAGACAGCCCUUCCAAACUUUUUAAGGUGGCUUUGACUGUUUUUAUUUCAUUCUCUGCCGUGACUUUUUUUCUAUACAACACAAACUUUUGGAAUUUUUAAAUACUGGAAGGAACUCUUCCAAAGUGUUAUCCCUGUAAACACAAUCCUGGAGGAUGCUUGAGUAAGAAUCCGUGUCCUAAGCCAGCGUUUCCCUCCUUUUUGGAGGGAUUUUGGCUGUUUUUGGAGGGUUGUUACAGCGUCUCCAGUCCAGGGUGCUCCAUGUGGAGAUUCCUGUGUUUGUUUGGAAUCUUCUCUCUCCUGUGAACUGUGCAAUGAAAUCAGUGUGACCCAUGACCCCCCGUUAUCCCGGGAUAAUUAACAAGCCAUAAAAAUUUUACCCCAUGUAGCUUUCUUCUGGAUGAAUCCAUUUUCCAGCUGAUGGUUUCUGUGCUGCCACAAAUUGAUGUUUCAAGAGGGUUUUUUUUUGGGAUAAAACCUGCUCCACGCUGUCCAUGGAAUUUUAUCACGUGUAGAUGAGUUCCUUGUCCUGGUUUUGGAGCUGGAUGUAGGAGAAUCCCUGGAUUUGAUCAGAGAAUUGCUGAGGAACUGUGUAUUUUCACUACAUUUGUUCACUCACCAUCUCCUUAAAGAAGAAUUCCUGCCAUGGGAUGAUCCUGUUGCCAAAUGACAAAAGAGUAAGAGGAGAGCUGGAAAAGUAGGGAACAGAAUGAAAUUUUUUUUAUAUAUAUAUAUAUAUAUAUCUAUAUAUAUAAAUUUUUAAUUUUUAAACAUUGACUUGGAAUCUUCUGGCUUUUUCCAUGGAAAAAAAAAAAAAAAGCCAACUUGUGGCCAACCCUGCUCUCCUCAGGGGCUGGAAGAACCAUUUGAUUCCUUCUUGCUUCAAUUCCAACAGGAAAAUGAAUUGCAGAGUUGGACUUGGAAGGAAAUUUGGCACAACGGCAGCUGGGGAAGAAUCCCAAGUGUUCCUGGUUUUUGUUUUGAAUGGAAUGUGGGUGUCCCCCCCUUUUCCCUGCAUGUUGGGGAGGGGGGCUCUGGGACCCCCCAGGCUGGUUGUGAGUGUUCUCUCUGCUGGUUGAGGGCAAGGAUGGGGGGACACCCCUGCUUUCCAAGAGCUGAUUCCAGAGCUGUCAAUUCCUGACUGAAAUCCGAGCUUUGAAACCUUUGUGUCACCAGCCCAGAGAGAUUCCUCUUGUAAGUGGAGCAGGAAACUUUAUUUUUUUCCCCCUCUCCUUUUCCCUCUGGAAAAUUAAGACUUGAAGGUUUUGUUUUA
Vidua chalybeata is the source of this 4254-nucleotide messenger RNA. RefSeq names its product aryl hydrocarbon receptor nuclear translocator (gene ARNT). Gene Ontology annotation, biological process: regulation of transcription by RNA polymerase II. Gene Ontology annotation, molecular function: DNA-binding transcription factor activity, RNA polymerase II-specific; protein dimerization activity; RNA polymerase II cis-regulatory region sequence-specific DNA binding. The record is from RefSeq and is a predicted model, not a curated record. The transcript has 24 exons. Gene Ontology annotation, cellular component: transcription regulator complex; nucleus; aryl hydrocarbon receptor complex. NCBI's taxonomy places the organism in Eukaryota, Metazoa, Chordata, Aves, Passeriformes, Viduidae. The coding region runs from base 69 to 2699 and encodes 876 amino acids.